Molecule: messenger RNA, 1718 nt
Organism: Pelagomonas calceolata
Lineage: Eukaryota; Pelagophyceae; Pelagomonadales; Pelagomonadaceae
Source: the annotation of a GenBank genome assembly
AUGAACCCUGAGGCUGCCGAGUUUCACCCCUCAGUCCUGGCCCUCUUGCCAGCGCCUCUCGUGCUCGCACCAAUACCGAUACCGGUCGCGCGCAAGCAGCAGCGGCGGCGCAAGAAGAAGAAGAAUCCUCCAGAUGCCAAUGCGAGGCGGCCCAAGCCGCGCGCCGCCGACGCGCCAGCACGCAAGAGCAGGAACGCCAAGCCGCCACCGCCACCAGAACCCGUCUGGCCCCGCGCGCCGCCGCCGCCCGCCCGGCAGCGGUCGCCGUCGCCGCCGCCGCCCGCGCCGCUCGAGGUCCGGAGGGCGCGGCCGAGCGAUACGGCGCGGGCGCGGUGGCGCGUCGCGGCGGACGCCUGGCGCGAGGACCGCGACGCCGCCCUGGCCUCGGAUCAGGCGCUCGCGAAGAUGCGCGCGACGGCCAUCGCGCGGGCGGGCGCGGCGGCGCGCGCGGCCGCCGCCGUCGCGCGGGCCCGCGGCGAUGACUCGUCGGACGACGACGACCUGUCGGCGACGUCGUCGGACACGUCUGUCGAGGCGCCGCCGCCCGACACGUCGGCGGCCGCCCUCGCGGCGCACUGCGCCCACAAUCGCGUCGCGGCGCUGCGGCUCGCUUUACGAGCGUCGCGCGACGCCGUGAACGGCCGCGAUCGGCGCGGCCGCACGCCGCUGCACGCAGCUGCCGCGCGCGGGCACGCGGGCUGCGUCCAGGCGCUGCUCAGCGCGGGCGCAGACGUGUAUCCGCGCGACCGCCAGCUGGAGACGCCGCUGCACGCGUGCGCGGCGAGUGCGCGCGGCCGCGCCGCCGUCGAGUGCGUGCGCGCGUUGUGCCACGCGACGCCGGGCAAGGGGCGGUCUGCGAUCGACGCGAAGUCGAAGCGCGACGGGCGGACGGCCCUGCAUUACGCCGUCGAGCGCGCCGUCAAGCAGGGGGCGACGACGUCGAUCGUGCGCGCGCUCGUCGCCGGCGGCGCGUCGCCUCUCGUGCCCGACGCGCACGGCCGGUCCGCGCUGGCGGCCGCGGCGGGCGGCGGGCGGGCCGCGUUGGUCCGUGAAUUGUUAGGAGGCGCAAGGCGCGGCGCCCACUGUCCGGGCAAGCUGGUCGUGGGCCCGUUGCAAGAGGCGGCACGCGCCGGCGACGCCAAGACGCUCGCCGAGCUCUGCGGGGCCCGGCUGUUUGACAUCGACGCGCGCGAAGUGAGCGGCGAGCGCGACACGGCCCUGACGGCGGCGGCGCGGCGCGCAUCCGCCGACUGCGUUCGCGUAUUGUUGGCCGCUGGCGCGGACCCGCUGCGCGAGGACGGCCGGCGGCGGUCGCCGGUCGCGGCCUGCGUCGACGGCGCGUCUGUCGAUGGUUCGAAGACGCUCGAGUUGCUCGUCGCGGCGGCGCGGGACCGCGACGCCGUCCGACGGGGCCCCGAUUUCUUUGAGCGGCCGUUGUGUGGUGCCGCGCCGCGGCCGCCGCUCGCGCACGCGCUGCGGCGCGGCGAGGUGUCGCUUGCCGCCACAUUAAUUGAUUGCGGCGCUCCCGGGCCGCGCGUGCUGAAAGACAUUGGAAAAUUACCGGACGACGUUUUGAGGCAUGUUGCCGCAUUUCUCCCGGACGAAGGGCCCGCGCGGCAUUUGGCGGUAGGGCUCCGGCGGCGCGACCCGCCCAGGCCUCGGCGCUUUUCGUCGCGGAGGGGUCCUGCGGCGUCGCCGUCGUAGUUGUUAAGUUGGUC